CAUUCUCACUCCGACUUCAUCACAUAUCAACGUUUGGUCAUGGACUUUCCUAGGUGCGUUGGUUGUUGAAGUUCUGGGACGCUGUGUCAAGUUCUGCCUGUUACAUGGAUUGUCUUCUUUCAAAAUACACUUCCGUAUUCACAGGAAAUUUACCGUUCAGUACAGUCUCUUUCAAAAUAAAUAUACGAUGUUGGUAAAACACCACAAAUUUACGUUGUUUUUUUUUUGCCUUAAACAACUAACGCACGUGGUUGGGUUCAGGAAAAAAGAAGAGGGUUCGGGUUCUGCCCAAGCGCCAGAUUUCAACGACUUCAGAGUGAGACCGGGUUAUUUUAGGGCUCUUUCUAGUUGAACAAAAGGAUCUUACUCUUUAACAAAAGGUCUCUCACUGUAGGGAUCCUUUCCAUAAUGUUGUCGGACACUUAUAAUAACCAUGUGAGCCUGUCAGUGACUGCAGCCUGUUUUGGUGCUACUUGCUGCAGCCCUUUCAUUCAGUAUUGCACCAAUUUCAUAAUGUUUGUUCCACUUAAAUGUUCCUUUUUUUUUUGGAUAUUAUGAUAGCACGAAGGGAAACUCCCACAGGAGAGACUUUACCAAAAAGUUUUUUACACUCAUGAACUGGAAGUGGAUUUAAUCCUGAUUCACUGGGCGAUCAGUGUGGAACAAACCCAAGACAUGUCCUCUCUUUCACACAUGCUCACUUCACAAGAAUAUUUUUUCAUUUAAUUGUAAUAAUUUGUAAAAUUCUAAGAAGCAAUUAGUUUUGCACUUUUCAGAAUCAGAAAAUAAUACAAUAAAAAAAAAAUCAUCAAACAUGAUACUAAUGACUAAAAAACAAAAAGAUGACUCCCUGAACAGGAGGUCCCAAUAACAAUAAUAAUAAUGGCAGCAAAAUAUUGUUAAAGAUAACAUUUAAACUGCAAAUAAGGCUGUAAAAAUCACUACACAACAAGUAAGGCUGCUGGCAAAGGAGGGAGGGAGGCACUGACGUCAAGUAAGACCCAACAGAUAUUUACCAAACUCCAAUCAACACUAUAGUCUUGUUAGUCGGCCCAGCUUUGGUGGUGAGUACUUUUUUCAUUGCUCCUCUUCAUUUAGGCUACUUUAUAUCAUUAUUAUUUAUAUAUGGUCCUUCAUUGCGUUUUCUGUGUAAUUAUAGGAUUGCAGAUGUAGCCUUCUGAAAGGCAUUAAGCUUCCACGUUGCAUAAUCUUAAAUGUUAUCAAAAAAUGCAUUUGCAAUGAGAGAAAUGUGUGUUUUUAGUUGCUGCUGCGCUCUUCAAACAGCUACAUUUUUAAUGAGGCAUAAUCAAUAUUGUUAGUAAACUUUACUGAUAAUCAAUAGCAGAAACAGCUGACCCAGCUGCAUCCUCUGCAGAUGGUCCCAGUGCUCCAGAACAUACCUGUGGCCACAGUGUUCGUGCUGAGCUGCAUGUGUGCCGUGCAGCUGCAGGGCCAGAAGCCGGCUCAAGUCGACCCCCUGACGGCCCACCGGUCCAACCCGCAGUGCUGGGACUCCUCCUCGGCUCUGCUGCUGGAGAUGCGCUCCCCGAGGAUCGCUGACACGGUGCCCGCCUUCUGGGACCUGAUGGUCUUCCUCAGGUCGUCAGACAACGGUAAACACACGGCGUUGUUCUGGGACCUGGCCCGGGUCUUCUGGGACCUCUAUCUGGACUGCGUCCUGUCCAAGAGUCACGGCCUGGGGCGCAGACACGUCACCGCUGUGCACUCCCUCAUCACUGACAAGUCCUUCAGAUUCAACAGCUCAGGAGCAAACUCCCAGGCGUGGCUCAGUGUCAGAGUGAGACGCAGAGGACACAUCAAGACCCUGAAGACGGAACCCAAGUCAAAGUCACAUCACCACAAAUAAUUCUUAUUCUUGUUAUUUUUCCAGGAUUGUUGAUAUUUUCUCCCCCAAUGAAAAAAUAAAAUAUUUCAACAGCGGGCUUUGUUGUCAUACUUUAUGACCUGACAGUAAGGUGUGCUGAUAAAUAAAAAAGAAUGGACACCUUGAAGUGUGUCAUUACUUUAUCUGACAAACACUACCCACAGAAUUUAAAGAAAUAUCUAUUUUAAAAGUUUGUUAGCAGUUUGUUUAAUCCUUUCACCCCAGUAAUAGUGCAUGAAGAAUUGUUGCAAUGGUUACCUUCAGUCUAAUACACCUUACACACUGAUUCAAUACACAUUUGAACUAUAAUUUAUGUGCCUUUAUGUUUUACUUUUGCUACCAUGUGUUCCUUUUUUACAUAAGUCCCAAUCAAAGUAAUGUUUGAGGCUAUG
Molecule: messenger RNA, 2277 nt
Organism: Epinephelus moara (kelp grouper)
Lineage: Eukaryota; Metazoa; Chordata; Actinopteri; Perciformes; Serranidae
Product: protein FAM237A-like
Exons: 2
Coding region: 1376-1867 (163 amino acids)
Source: RefSeq, a predicted model, not a curated record